Sparassis crispa is the source of this 1173-nucleotide messenger RNA. RefSeq names its product Probable oxalate. The transcript is spliced from 2 exons. Gene Ontology annotation, biological process: oxalate metabolic process. Lineage: Eukaryota; Fungi; Basidiomycota; Agaricomycetes; Polyporales; Sparassidaceae. The record is from RefSeq and is a predicted model, not a curated record. The coding region runs from base 1 to 1173 and encodes 390 amino acids.
AUGUCUCCAUCGGACCCACCCCCGGAGCCUCGCAGAGGCAACCUCGGCUCAGACAUAAUCGGUCCCCGCAACCCGGAACGCGAAAAGCAAGCCGUCUCCCUCGUCCGCCCGCCCAGCACCGACCACGGCACACUCCCCUCCUACAAAUGGUCCUUCGCCGACUCCCACAUCCGCAUCGAGGAGGGCGGCUGGGCACGCCAGACCACCGUCCGCGAGCUCCCCACCUCCACCGAGCUCGCGGGCGUCAACAUGCGCCUCGAGGAGGGUGCCAUCCGCGAGCUCCACUGGCACCGCGAGGCUGAGUGGGCGUAUAUGCUCGAGGGACGCGCCAGGUUCACCAUUCUGGAUCUCGAGGGUGGCGCGUACGAGGCAGACGUGCAGAAGGGUGAUCUUUGGUACGCACCGACGGGGAGGCCGCACUCUAUCCAGGGCUUAGGCAAGGGUGGAUGCGAGUUCAUGCUCGUCUUCGAUGACGGCAACUUCUCCGAAGACGAGACUUUCCUCUUGUCUGACUUACUUGUGCACAUUCCCAAAGAGGUCGUUGCGAAGAACUUCCGCGUCGACCCCAGUGUGCUGGACAAGCUGUCCUCCAAAGAGAAGUUCAUCUUCCGCGGCCAGACCCCCGAUACGUCUCGCCCCGGUAUCCCGCCCUCCUUCCCCAAGUCCAAGCAUCGCUUCACUCACAGCCUGCUCGCGCAACCCCCUCUGCGCGCACCCGGUGGCGAAGUGCGCAUCGCCGACACCUCCAACUUCCCCGUCUCGACGACCAUCUCUGCCGCACAUGUAACAAUCUCGCCGCACGGCCUGCGUGAGCUGCACUGGCACCCGAACGCGGACGAGUGGUCGUUCUUCAUCCGCGGGCGGGCGCGCGUGACCGUGUUCGCGGGCAGCGGUACGGCGCGCACGUUCUCGUACCAGGCGGGCGACGUCGGUAUCGUCCCGCGGAGCCUCGGCCAUUAUGUCGAGAACGUCGGCGAUGAGGAGCUCGAGAUGCUCGAAGUGUUCCGCGCGCCCAGGUUCGAGGACUUCUCGCUUGAGCAAUGGUUGAAGGGCUCUCCUGGACGCAUGGUUCUUGAGCAUUUGAAUUUGCAGGACAGUGAGGAGGGAAAGAAGUUCAUGGAGGCGCUGCGCAAGUCGCAGAUGAAGGAGCCGGUGAAAGCGGCGAAGCUGUAA